Molecule: messenger RNA, 630 nt
Organism: Aphanomyces astaci
Lineage: Eukaryota; Oomycota; Saprolegniomycetes; Saprolegniales; Verrucalvaceae
Exons: 3
Coding region: 36-548 (170 amino acids)
Biological process (GO): mitochondrial fission
Cellular component (GO): mitochondrion
Source: RefSeq, a predicted model, not a curated record
CACCAAUCAAGUUGCGAGAUCGCGUGUCCAGCCAGAUGACCAAGAGUGACGUUGCUGAUCCCGCGCCCAAGUUGGACCUUUGGCGGGACAGUCCUGUGCGCUACCUUGGGUAUGCCAAUGAACUUGGAGAAUCCUUCCGUCCCUUGUUUCCGGGAUGUGUUGGUCCUUCGUAUGCGGUGGCAAUUGCAUACGUCCUGGGGGAUACAUUCGACAAGGGGAUGAUUGCCCUCAACGAUACCCCGACCACACAGUCUGCAGCGGGAAAUGUCGAAACAAACAAGAAAACUCGGGCCGUCAAGGCUGCAGCGGAUACCUUGAUUUGGCAAGGAUUCGCCAGCGUGGCCAUUCCAGGGUUUGUGAUCAAUCGUGUGGUACAUACAGUACAUGUUGCGGCCUCGUCAGCCGUUGCCAAACACGUGAAGGCGAACCCAGCGGUGCUCAAAUGGGGACCGACCUGCGUUGGCAUUGGUGUGAUUCCGUUCAUUAUCCACCCCAUUGACGAAUUUGUCGACUACGCCAUGGACCGCACCACGCGAGUGUGGGCUUAGGACAUUUGAGACAUGCGAUCGAUCGAAGCACAUAGAACUAUAAUAUCACACGAAUGAAAAGUCCAAGAUGUCGAAUCUCCGA